CCACUGUAAGCAUAACUGAGGGAAAUUAAUUAAUGUUCUGCAACAGAAAUGGAGUCCUUUACAACUGGUAUAGGAAGCAAAUCGAAGCCAUGCACAAAGUUUUUCAGCACUUCUGGGUGCCCUUUUGGUGAGGGAUGUCACUUCUUGCAUUAUGUUCCAGGCGGCAUCAAAGCGGUGUCUCAGAUGACUGGUAGCAACCCAACUCUUCCUCCUCCUCCUAGAAACUCAGCAGCCCCUCCAUCAUUUCCAGAUGGUUCUUCUCCUCCAUCUGUCAAGACCCGGUUGUGUAAUAAGUACAACACAGUUGAAGGUUGCAAGUUUGGGGAUAAAUGCCACUUUGCGCAUGGUGAGUGGGAGCUUGGGAGGCCCACUGCUCAAUCCUAUGAAGAUCCUCGUGGUGGGGGAGGAUAUCCAGGCAGGAUGGGAGGAGGUCGGAUGGAGCCUCCCCCGCAAACUCAUGGAGCUGCAGCGAGAUUUGGAGCCACUGCCACAGCUAAGAUCAGCGUUGAUGCUUCACUUGCUGGAGCCAUAAUUGGGAAAAAUGGUGUGAACUCAAAGCAAAUAUGUCGUGUGACUGGGGCAAAGCUUUCUAUAAGGGAGCAUGAGUCAGAUCCCAAGCUGAGAAACAUUGAGCUUGAGGGUACCUUUGAUCAAAUUAAAGAUGCCAGUGCCAUGGUUCGUGAGCUUAUUGUGAACGUGAGCUCAGCUGCGGGACCUCACAUGAGGAACAAUCCUGGUAUGGCAGCCUCAGCUCCAGCAAGCAACUUCAAGACUAAGCUUUGUGAGAACUUUACUAAAGGCACAUGCACGUUUGGGGAUAGGUGCCACUUUGCACAUGGACCUGAAGAAUUGCGCCGGCAGGGGAUGUGAUUUCUUUCAAUACCUCUCUCUCUCUCUCUCUCUCUCUCUCUCUCUCUCUCAUGUCCUCUUACCAUUCUCUCGUAGGAUACGCAUAUUACAGCAUUAAUUUUUGUGUUCGUUGAAUUUUCCAAGAGUGCAGUUUCCUUAGUUUUCUAGGGUUUUAAUAUUUGGAAAUUUUUAGUAGCUUGCCAUAUUUGAUCUCUACCUUGCCACUUUUGUCUUUUGGGAUCACUCUGAGGUUUCUUUGUUGAACUAAUCUAGCGAUUAAGCAUAAGUUGCCAGUAGCAUGUGAAGUGGCAAAUGCUAUUCUUGGUUGC
This is a messenger RNA of Prunus avium (sweet cherry), 1178 nucleotides long. The record is from RefSeq and is a predicted model, not a curated record. NCBI's taxonomy places the organism in Eukaryota, Viridiplantae, Streptophyta, Magnoliopsida, Rosales, Rosaceae.